CGAGUUUUGGGGCAGAUUUUAGGGUUGUUGGGAGAGCCAUGGUCGUGCCGCCGGAGAGCGAGGAGCUGCCGCGCGCGAAUAUCAAGCGGAUUGUCAAGGCCAAGCUCGCGGAGCUCGCCAGGUCGCAGUUAGGGCAGGAGCGCGACAUUCCGGUCCAGAAGGAGGCGUUUCAGGCGUUUGCGGAGAGCACCAGGAUUUUCAUCCAUUACUUGUCCGCAACUGCCAACGAUAUUUGCCGGGAAACCAAGCGCCAGACCAUCAAUGCCGACGAUGUGCUACGCGCGCUGGACGAUUUGGAGUUUGGAGAGUUUGUGGAGCCACUGCGAGCCUCUUUAGAAGGCUACAAGGCAGGGAGAAAAUCUAUGCCAAAGAAGAGCAGUACCUCAACUAGCAAAAGGAAAACUUCCACCACCAAGAACAAGGACAAAGCACAAAAGGCUUUUAGAGAGGGCGAUGGAGAGGACGAAGAGGAAACAAUGCAGUAGAGAAGUUGAGUUUUCUCUACUUUGGUAAGCAUUUGCUUUCUUCUUGCUGGCUAGAUAGAGUGCGAAACCAUAGCUAAAAAGGAGAGAAAAAUCAUAGAUACAAGCCUCGUACAUAGAUAUUUGCUCAAUCUUCCAAGAUGGACUCACAGUUUCUCAAAA
Selaginella moellendorffii is the source of this 644-nucleotide messenger RNA. RefSeq names its product DNA polymerase epsilon subunit 3. Gene Ontology annotation, cellular component: CHRAC; epsilon DNA polymerase complex. NCBI's taxonomy places the organism in Eukaryota, Viridiplantae, Streptophyta, Lycopodiopsida, Selaginellales, Selaginellaceae. The transcript has 3 exons. The coding region runs from base 39 to 485 and encodes 148 amino acids. The record is from RefSeq and is a predicted model, not a curated record. Gene Ontology annotation, molecular function: protein heterodimerization activity; chromatin DNA binding. Gene Ontology annotation, biological process: leading strand elongation; DNA damage response; heterochromatin formation.